Messenger RNA from Actinia tenebrosa (Australian red waratah sea anemone), 2860 nucleotides. Its product is annotated as geranylgeranyl transferase type-1 subunit beta. Gene Ontology annotation, cellular component: CAAX-protein geranylgeranyltransferase complex. The record is from RefSeq and is a predicted model, not a curated record. Gene Ontology annotation, biological process: protein geranylgeranylation. Lineage: Eukaryota; Metazoa; Cnidaria; Anthozoa; Actiniaria; Actiniidae. Gene Ontology annotation, molecular function: CAAX-protein geranylgeranyltransferase activity.
CUUCCUGUGAUGAUGUUAUUGUUACCAUGACGAUUACCACCGCUGUACAACGCGGGCGUCUAAGAAUAAUCCCAUAACUCACUGCGGGCAUCAAUCAAAAUGGCGGACGAUUUUUCGUCAAGAUAAGAGAGAGAAUUUUCUCUCCAAUUAACCGAAAUUUUUGAAAAAUUUUAUGCAAAAUACGAGGAUAAGGAUAAGGAACUAAGCUUCUGUUAAAAUAUUUUGAAUAUAACAUGAUGGAUGAGGCGAUGCAAGAUGAGCGGGAGGAGGUACAGUUUCGUGAGGAUGUCCUUCGCGACAAACAUAUCAAGUUCUUUCAACGAUGCUUAGCUGUUUUACCGUCAGAAUAUGCAUCUUUAGAUACUAGCAGAAUGACUGUUGCAUUCUUUGCUGUUUCCGCUUUGGAUGUACUGAAUGCUUUACACUUGAUUGGAAGUGAAAAGAAAGAAAUGAUUGAAUGGAUCUAUUCUAACCAAGUCAUCCCUACAGAAGAUGGGAGAAAUGAAGGUAAAUGUGGUUUCCGUGGAUCGGGAAUGACUGGUGCAGAUUUGAAGGAUCCUGAGAAUGUCUGUSAGUAUGAAUGUGGACACAUAGCCAUGACGUACACUGCCCUAGCCAUGCUACUUAUUCUUGGAGAUGAUUUAUCAAGAGUAAACAAGAAAGCAGUCGUACACGGGCUCCGACACUUACAACUAGAAGAUGGAAGUUUUURCCCUACCUUUUUUGGAAGUGAAAAUGACAUGCGGUUCAUAUACUGUGCCUGUUGUAUUAGCUACAUACUUAAUGACUGGAGUGGAGUGAAUAUGGAUAAAGCUGUAGAGUAUAUUUUAAAAAGCCAGUGCUAUGAUUAUGGAAUUGCUCAGGGUCCAAACUUAGAGUCACAUGGUGGUUCAACAUUUUGUGCCAUUGCCUCCCUUUCUCUGAUGAAUCGUUUAAAUGACGUUUUUUCUGGCCGUGACUUGGAAAAAUUGAAACGAUGGUGUAUGUUCAGACAGAAAUCAGGGUUUCAAGGAAGACCAAACAAACCUGUUGAUACUUGCUAUGCUUUCUGGGUUGGUGCUUCAUUACAGAUUCUAAACUCGUUUGAGAUGAUUGAUUUUGUGGCUAAUCGGGACUACUUGAUGCAGACCCAAGCUAAUGUUACUGGGGGAUUUUCAAAAUGGCCUGGCAACCAUCCUGAUGCCUUACAUUCAUACUUUGGAGUGUGUGGUUUAUCGCUGAUGAAGGAACAUGGUCUCUUACCCAUACAUGCAGCACUCAACAUCACCCAACGAGCGGCAGACCACCUCAAGACGCUACACAACUCCUCGAGUUGACAUAAUUCCUAGUUAAACUAUGCGUACAGCAUCUGUGUUUGUUUACUGACUACAGUAUGCAUAAGUGGGAAGAAAGAAAUGAAAGGGAAAUUUUGGGAAAAUAAAGAAAUGAAUAAGUGGCUCUGGUAUACAGGAAAAUGGUCUAUCUUUGUACAUAACUGUUAUUGUUCUUUUUUGAAUUAGUUUACUUAGAGAAUAAAUAUUAAUUAUUACGGGACUGAUAAUGGUUAUUAGUAUUUUUAAACAAGUGAAUAUUAUAAUCUGGUGCACUUAUUGGUCACGAUUUACGUUUUAUGCCGUUAUAUUCACCUACGGGUGAAUAUAGCGCACGCACAAGCAUGCUCAUUUGUAAAAUAGAAUUUGAGCAGAAAAUACCUUUCUCUCUAUUUAUCAUUAAAUUCACUAAAUAAUGUGCUAAAUUCACUACUAAGUGUUAAAAAUACUAAAACAAUUAUUUGCCUCAGGCUCAUUGAAUAUCAGGGAAUGUUUACCUCGCCACUUAAAGACUCACAUCUCGGUAAAUAUUCCCCAACAUCCACUUCAUAUAACUUGUUAAAUAGUUAUUAAUUACAGGGCUAAAUCUAAUGGCUGGUCAGUUGCUAGUCAUGAUUACCGACCAAAUUACUUUUAGCUCAGCCAUACAUCGUUGUUGGCUCAGUGUUGCCCGUCAAAAUGGCUGUUGAGGCAGAAAUUGGCAGGGGGGAAAAUUUGACUGGAUAAGUUCCAAUUUCUGUUGACCAAUCAUUAUUAUUUGCCAUGGAAUUAGAGAUGUAGCUGGGGGUGGGGGUGGGGAAUGGGAAACAAUGUCAAUUACUUGUUGCCUGUUUUUCCACCAACAGCACAGAAUCACGAAAAAUAUAUGCUUUCUAUUAGGCCUUCAAUAACUAGGCUUGUACUCUUUAUACUUUUAGAUUUACUGGAAAUUUGAGACCAUUUAUCACUCCCAAUUCACAAGGUUCUGUAGUGGGAAAUGAAAAUUACGAAAAGCUUUAUUUAUUUGCAAAAAUCAUAGUAAGACUCAUUCAAAUAACAAAUCUGGGGAACUGUGUUAUUUGUUUGACAUUUGUAAGGAUUAUUAAAUAGACAAGUUAGUAAAGGACUCAAUAUUAUCAUGGAAAAACCUUGUAUUUGACCUAUAUCUGAAUAAUAAUGUAGUGUGGUUCGGUAUUUACAACCAUUUUWAAAAUUUCACAUCCAAUGCUGCCUCCUUUGCAGCCAUUCUUAGGGUCGUCAAGCAAAACGGCUGCAAAGGAGGCUACAUCCAAUGUGGCUCAAUCGAGAUUGCAUGUAGCUACCAUCAAUCAAUCUAACUAACUCAAGACAAAUGAGAGCUUUAUUGACAAAGAAAACUGGCCAGAGAUGGAAAUUUGUUGUAAAAUGGUUGUAAAUUUGUUAUCUAUGAUAUUCCUUUAUAUGACUAGUCAAUGAGAUGCCUAGAUUGAAUGUUGAUGUUUCAGGGGUGGAGGUGUGAACAUUGUCAAAGUUAGUUCAACUAAAUUGACGUAAUAAACAUACUCUUCAGCCAUGCAUGGCUGGAAAAUAAA